AAAAAUGAAUUUAGCAGCGUCAUUGAUCACGUGACUACUAUCAUUAAUCACGUGACUACUGCCACGUUCGAACCGGAUUGGUCGGUUUGUUUUUUUUUAGCCGCGCUGUGAUUGGCCAAUGAGAGCCGGCUUACCUGACAAGCGAGGCAAAGUGUGAUCUUGCAGGAGUGGGCGUGGCCAGUUCUGGGAGAGAAAGUUCGAGGAAGGAAGUUGGAAAAAUGUCCGAAGUGAAGAAAAGCUCCUCGCCGACUCUUUGACGGCAAAACAUGGCGUCCGAGGGGAAGUUCCACGGCGGGGAACUUCUGGAAGUUGACAUAUGCGACGUCGAGGACGACUUCUGCGGCUUCCAGCGGUGGAAUAAGAGCCCCGACGACGUCGAGGCAUCGUUGUCCCCGGCACCGGCGCCGGAGCAGGUGUCCGGUUCCGCGGAGACUGACGACUGCGACCCAGACGCGCGGAACCCGAGGACGUCCAUCGUGGACGGCCUGCUGGUGGAGCUCUACGAGACGUACAGCGGCGGCCGGAGGAACGCGGACAGCUGGGACAGUUCCACCGAGGCGUCCGGGCCGGACAGCUUCCUGGGCCGGUCCAACACCGGCUCCAGUUUCCUCCAGGAGCUCCAGGAGAAACACACCAGGAGGCACCAGGUCCGCUACCUGCACCAGAAAGCGCCCGAGGAGCUGUGUGCCGUCCUGCAGGAGGUCAAGUACCGCACGGGCGUCCAGUCGGCGAAGCUCAUCCGCCAGCUGAAACGACACGACCGACUCGAGCACAAACUGCAAAAGAACUACGACAUCAUCACGGCGUGCCUGCAAGCCGUCUCGCAGAAAAGACGUGUGGACACUCGGCUCAAGUUCACUAUUGAACCAUCUGUUGGGAAGAAUGGAUUCCAGCAGUGGUACGACGCCCUUAAAGCCGUAGCCAGACUUCCCACUGGCAUCCCCAAAGAAUGGAGGAAGCGGGUGUGGCUGACGCUGGCUGACCAGUACCUCCACAGCAUCUCCAUCGACUGGGACAAGACGCUCCGUUUCGCUUUCAACGAGCGCAGCAACCCGGACGACGACUCGCUGGGCGUCCAGAUCGUCAAGGACCUCCACAGGACGGGCUUCAGUUUUUACUGCGGCCAGGAGGGGGAGCAGGACCGGGUGGUGCUGAAGCGGGUGCUGCUGGCGUAUGCCCGCUGGAAUAAAAGCGUGGGCUACUGCCAAGGCUUCAACGUGCUGGCAGGGCUCAUACUGGAGGUGACUGAGAGCCAUGAGAGCGAUGCGCUGAAGGUGAUGAUCUACCUGAUCGACAAAGUGCUUCCCGAGAGUUACUUCGCCAACAACCUGCGGGCGCUGUCAGUGGACAUGGCGGUGUUCCGAGACCUGCUGCGUCUGAAGCUUCCCAGGUUGUCCCAUCACCUGCACCACCUGCAGAAGGCGGCCAACAAGGAGGCGGGAGGCAACUACGAGCCGCCGCUCACCAACGUGUUCACCAUGCAGUGGUUCCUCACCAUGUUCGCCACCUGCUUGCCGGCGCCCACCGUGCUCAAGAUAUGGGACUCGGUUUUCUUCGAGGGCUCCGAGGUGCUGUUCCGGGUGGCCCUCGCCAUCUGGGAGAGACUGGGAGAGAGGAUAAUGUCCUGUCAGACGGCGGGCGACUUCUACAGCACCAUGGGGGGUCUCACCCAGGAGAUGCUGGACCACAACCUCGUGGAUCCUCCCGCGCUCAUACAGGAGGUUUACGGCCUGGCGGCGUUCCCGUUCCCUCAGCUGGCGGAGCUGAGGGAGAAGUACACCUACAACAUCACGCCCUUCCCCACAUCGGUCAGGCCCAGCGGGAGCACGCACGGCGCCUGGGAGAGCGACGACGACGACGACGAGGUGGACGCGGACGACGAAGACUCCGUGACCACGGCGCUGGGCUGUCUGGGGCCGCUGGGAGGCCUGCUGGCGCCGGAGCUCCAGCGCUACCAGAAACACCUGAAAGACCACCGAGCCAAGCACGGAAACAUCGCGGAGCUGAGUCCGGGGGCGGUGGGCGGCGCCAGGGCGGAGCACCAGGCGGCCAUCAACAGCAUGAUGAUGGAGAGGAUGAGCACGGACAUCAGCGCGCUGAAGAAGCAGUACGCUCGCAUCAAGAGGCGGCAGCAGCAGCAGGCCAUGCAGCUUUGCAUACGCACAGACAAGUGUCCUGCCACUCGCGUCCUGGCGUCCCAACUCAACCCCUCCAGCACCGUCAUCAACCAUCUCCUCCUGGGUCGGAGAGCCAGCGCCUGCACCGUCCAGCACGCUCCUUCACCGCAGACUCGGGACUCUCCACGCCGGCAGCGCUGCGGCCCGCGGCCCUCCACCGGCAGCGUGUCCUCGGGGAGCUCCGGGGGAGGGGCGGCGUCUCCUUGGCGAGCUCACGUGCGAGCUCACCGCAGGAACGCGGCCAAGGCGCGAGCGCAGCUGGGCUUCGGGGAUUCCGAGGAGGUGGAUGCGGAGGAGGAGGAGGAGGAGGGAUGUGCUGAGUCUUCACCUCCAGCGUGCGAAGGUGCUCCGCAGGACGGCACAGAGGUGAGGGAGGUGGAGGUGCGACUGGACUCCAUGGACCUGGAGGAGGACACAUCCACACAACCUCCGCCAUCGUCAGCUUCUGAAAACUGUAACGCCAUCACUUCUUCUUCACCUUCACCAGUGUCUACAUUCACAUCCGGAGCUCCAUCCUCCUCCCCCACGCCGCCCUCCACCCCACCCCCAAGCUCCGCCCACCACCUGGCUUCCUCCACGCCUCUCCAAGGCUCCGCCUCCUUCUACAAAACACCCUCCCCCUCCGCGCCGUCGCUCUCGUCCACGUGCUCGUCUUACAUCCACGCUUCCCCCUCCAAGGCGCAGGUCUUCUCGCCGUUCCCUUGCGUCAAGAUGCCCAGGAAGUCCGCGGCGGCCCGCAACCUGGGCCUGUACGGUCCCACCUCCAGGACGCCCACGGUCCACUUCCCCCAGCUGAGCCGCAACUGUAGCAGUGCCAGCAGCACCACCAGGAGGCGCUGAGGAGCCACCUCCAGUCAGACACACCACGUUGCCUCCUGAAUAUCAUGCGUGGAAAACUGAAGGAACUCUUAGCCAUCCGCUUGUCUCUAGUCUCUAUGCCAAGAAGCUGAAGUUUGGGUUGGAGAAUAUGUCACAG
Nerophis lumbriciformis (worm pipefish) is the source of this 3153-nucleotide messenger RNA. RefSeq names its product TBC1 domain family, member 30 (gene tbc1d30). The record is from RefSeq and is a predicted model, not a curated record. NCBI's taxonomy places the organism in Eukaryota, Metazoa, Chordata, Actinopteri, Syngnathiformes, Syngnathidae. Gene Ontology annotation, cellular component: endoplasmic reticulum.